AUGUUACGCGUGGGUGGGGGCGUGACUUGCUUAUCUUUGUACUGUGCGUGGGAAGGAGCAUGGGCGCUUACAUUUCGUAAGCCUAUGGGUACCAGCUUUCUGCUGCAGUCUCGUAGUAGGGCCGAAGUAUUUUGUUUAAGAAAAUCUUUUCAAACGAAUACGCAAGAAUAUUUGUUUAACUGA
Messenger RNA from Funneliformis mosseae, 183 nucleotides. Lineage: Eukaryota; Fungi; Glomeromycota; Glomeromycetes; Glomerales; Glomeraceae. The record is from the annotation of a GenBank genome assembly.